AUGCGGUUCUCUCUCCUUGCGCUUAGUUCUUUAGCCAGUACUGCAUUUGCCGCAGGCACAAAUCUCCCUCAGGGGUGGUUCACUUUCCAGCCCGGUCAGAAGCUCAAACACACAGAGUUCCAAGGCCGUCCACGGUAUUUGACAUGGAUGGCCGACUCUCAAAUGCAGCAUGGAGUUGAGCCCACUCUGGCUUACACGGUCUCUGCAUAUUACUCCGGAAUCCUUCGAGCCUAUGAACGAACCAGAGAUAAGAAGUACUUUGACUACGUCAAGCGUGGAGCGGAUAUCCUUCUGUACCCCGAGCACGAUGGCACUGUUCUUAUGUAUAACAACAGCAACUCUAUCGAUGAUAUUCGAAUCGGCCAUACAUUCUUGGAUAUGUACAAUUCAACGGGAGACGAAAUUUACAAGAAGGCGGCGACGCACAUGCGGAAGCAGAUUGACCGCACCGGCCGCACGCCUGACGGAGGUUUCUACCAUCGAUUUCCGGCGUAUAUCGACCAGAUGUGGCUCGAUGGCUUCUACAUGCUAGACGUCUUCUACGCGCGCUGGACCCACGAGUUUGAGCCCAAUAAUAGUACUGCGUGGGACGACAUCGCCUUGCAGUUUGACCUCGUCGACGCCGGGACGCGCUCAAGCAGCCAUACUAAUGGCCUGCCUGUCCAUGGAUUCGAUUACAGCAAGAGUCAGGUCUGGGCUGAUUCUGAGACUGGAGCUGCACCCCAUGUCUGGAGUCGCGGUGUAGGCUGGUACGUCAUGGCGCUGACGGACACUCUCGAUUACUUUCCUGAAAAGCACCAGGGUCGCGAGCGCCUGCUGAAGUAUUUAGAAACCCUGACUGAUGCCCUCGUGCCAUGUCAAGACAAGGCUACCAAGGGCUGGUGGCUUGUGAUGGACCCUGGUUUGGAACACAAGUCCGGCAACUACAUUGAGAGUUCAGGGACAGCCAUGUUUGUCGCCAGUCUUUUCAAAGCUAUUCGCAUGGGUUAUAUCAAGGGUGACAGAUUUCUGAAAGCAGCUUUGGAUGGUUAUACGUUAAUGACUACUACCUUCGCACAGCCUCGUCCGCAUGAUGGCUCUUUAGCCUGGGAGUGGACUGUUCAGACAGGCAGCUUGAGCUCCAAUGGAACUUUUGAGUACUAUGCCAGCAUGCCUCUAUUUGAGAAUGAUCUUAAAGGAGUGGCCCCCUUCUUGUUUUCAAGCUAUGAGUAUGAACUAUACCGUACCAAGGCUUCCAGUUAG
Fusarium fujikuroi IMI 58289 is the source of this 1242-nucleotide messenger RNA. RefSeq names its product related to cell wall glycosyl hydrolase YteR. Bases 1 to 1242 code for a protein of 413 amino acids. The transcript is spliced from 2 exons. The record is from RefSeq and is a predicted model, not a curated record. NCBI's taxonomy places the organism in Eukaryota, Fungi, Ascomycota, Sordariomycetes, Hypocreales, Nectriaceae. Gene Ontology annotation, biological process: carbohydrate metabolic process.